AUGACUAAUAAGUGUAAAUUAGAAAAAGUAAUUUGUAAAUGCAAAGCUUGUUUAAUAAUAAGUAUUCAAGGACGAGAACUUAGUAAGAGAAUUAAAUGCCAACAUGAUAAAGCAGAAAGAUGUUUUUAUAACAAAAAUGGAAAAAUUAUUAGAAAAACAUAUUUUAGAACAAAAAGAACUAAUAAAUCAAAAAAAGAUUUUCUUUAUAACGAGCAAGAUAUUAUUACCUUACAAUAUCAAGAUUUUUAUGAAGAUCAAGAUUUUAAUGAAAAUCAGAAUUUUUACAAAGAUCAGGAUUUUUACAAAGAUCAAGAUUUUAAUGAAAAUCAAGCUUUUUAUGAAGAUCAAGCUAAAAAAACUCAAAUAUCUGAUGAAAAUUUUUACGAAAUUUUACAAAUAUUUGGUUGUAAUAGUCCAACAUUAUAUAUGACAAAACAAACUCUUCAAAAGCUAGUUAAUUUUAAUAUAUACUUUGUUGAUAUGUGUAUUAAUUCUUGUAUAGCUUUUACUGGCGAAUAUACAGAAAUGUCAAGGUAUCCUAUAUGUAAGGCUGCACGAUUUAAAGAAGAUCAAUCUGCAUACAAAAAUGCAGCCUAUUAUCCAUUAAUACCUCGAUUAAAAUUUCAAUAUGCUGAUUUAUAG
Messenger RNA from Dentiscutata heterogama, 642 nucleotides. The record is from the annotation of a GenBank genome assembly. Lineage: Eukaryota; Fungi; Glomeromycota; Glomeromycetes; Diversisporales; Gigasporaceae.